Molecule: messenger RNA, 4272 nt
Organism: Neoarius graeffei (lesser salmon catfish)
Lineage: Eukaryota; Metazoa; Chordata; Actinopteri; Siluriformes; Ariidae
Gene: ptpn1
Product: protein tyrosine phosphatase non-receptor type 1
Exons: 10
Coding region: 134-1435 (433 amino acids)
Biological process (GO): protein dephosphorylation
Molecular function (GO): protein tyrosine phosphatase activity
Source: RefSeq, a predicted model, not a curated record
UGGUUAAUGUUGUGCACGCGGGGGCGAUGCGCAGAGUCAGCGCUGUAGUGCGGCGGUGCGGGAGGAGCGUGCGGCGUGUUUCCGGUAGUGACGGACAGGCAGUAGGGGAGCGGGCGGUGAAAAAAGCACUGCAAUGGAAGCUGAGUUUCGGGAAAUUGAUGAAUCCGGGAACUGGAACGCCAUUUACCAGGAAAUCAGACAACAGUCAAGUGAACUGCCCUGCAGGAUUGCCAAACUUCCAGAGAACAGAAGCCGCAAUCGCUACAGAGAUGUCAGCCCAUUCGACCACAGUCGAAUUCAUCUUCAGCUCGGCAGCAAUGACUACAUCAACGCCAGCCUGAUCUCCAUGGAGGAGGCGCAGAGAAGCUACAUUCUCACUCAGGGUCCCUUACCGAUCACAUGCGGGCAUUUCUGGGAGAUGGUGUGGGAGCAAAGGACUCGUGGAGUGGUCAUGCUGAACCGUGUCAUAGAGAAGGGCUCGGUGAAAUGUGCACAGUACUGGCCACAGAGGGAGGAGCGGGAAGCUGUUUUCGAGGACACAAACUUCAAGCUGACUCUUAUUUCGGAGGAUGUAAAAUCCUACUACACAGUCCGGCAGCUGGAGCUGGAAAAUCUUUCAACUCAGGAAACCAGGGAGAUUCUUCAUUUUCACUACACCACCUGGCCUGACUUCGGUGUACCCGAGUCUCCUGCCUCUUUCCUCAACUUCCUGUUCAAGGUGCGAGAGUCAGGCUGUCUAAACUCAGAUCAAGGGCCUGUGGUGGUCCACUGCAGCGCCGGUAUCGGUCGCUCGGGAACCUUCUGCCUUGUAGACACCUGCCUCCUGUUGAUGUCUUUGCGGAAAGACCCGUCCUCAGUCCGGAUCAAGGAUGUUCUCCUGGACAUGAGGCGCUUCCGGAUGGGUUUGAUCCAAACAGCAGACCAGCUCCGUUUCUCCUACCUUGCCGUUAUAGAGGGUGCUAAGUGCAUCAUGGGAGACACCUCUAUCCAGGAGUCAUGGAAGGAGUUGUCAAAUGAGGAAGACCCUCCCCCAGAGUUCUCUCCCCCUCCUCGGCCACGUCCACCAAAGCCCCCCUACAACGGACCCCAGUCCACGCCACAGUUUUUCCCUCCGCGUGAGAUUAUACAGGCCAACAACGUCCCCUACACACACAGUGCUCCUUCAGAACCCGAGCUUCGCAGGCGGCCGGUGGAGGCCUCGGAGGCAGCAGCGGAGUUUGAGACGCCGACAAUGUUUGUUGAUGAGCCUGAUGAUACUAAUGCUCCGAAGCCAAGCGACCCAUUCACCGUGAUGACAGAAGCUCCGCCCAAACCUUCACGGUCACCACCAGAGAAGAGGCCUACGGGACAGUGGAGCCCCUUGUUGGCUAGCAUGUGUGUGUGCACCGUGCUCGCUAUGGGAACAUACUUCUGUUACCGCACCUACUUUCACUGAUUCUUGCACUUGUUUUUGUUUUUCUCCUUCACUCUGUCUCUCGUCGGUCUGUCUGUCUUCCUGCCUCUCUAGCUCUCUCUCUGUCCCUCCCUCUUUGUGGUUAGUGUGAGGGUGGGCAAAUAGGUUCUGCUGGCCAGCCAGCUCUCUCUACCUCCGUUGAGAGAGAGGGAGAGAGGGGAAUUAGGAAAAAAAAAAAAGGGAGAAAGAUGAUGGAGAGGGACAGAUACCUGCUAUCGAGCCCCAUCUCUGUUUUUGUUUCAAAAUUUUCCCCACUCCUUUUCCCUUACACAUUUUGGGGAAGGAUGUCGAGAAAAGACUUUCUUAGCCAAACUGCUGUUGUACCCUAUUACACGACACAAACACAUAACGCACACAAACAGACUGUCUCUUCGAUAGCUCAGGGCCUCACAUUUCAGGUGUCCCCCCCCCCACCCCCAAAUAUGACAUCCAGGUUUUACUUAUCCAAAUAAACCCUUUUAUUAUUGCUGCAAUAAGCAAGGGAAUGUCUGUGUGUCCUGUGUGUGUGUGUGUGUGUACAGAGGACGUCUGUUUGUGUCUGAGUAAUAGGUGUGUAAAGACGUAAUUGUGUCCCAGUUAAAGUCAGCAUUUUGAAAAAUCUGUGCAGUUUGCGUACACCAUAACUGCCACACAUGGACUCCUGUGGCUUUGGCAGUCUGUUUUUAGCCUUGCCAAAUCUAGUGUUUUUGUUUUUUUUUCUGCCAAGCUUUAAUGAUGCCCCUUGCAGAGCUCUGGAUUAUGGGUGUGAGAGGGGGGAGUGGAAUCGUGUCCCAUUCCGAAAACAAUCUUGCCAGUUGUGAAAUAAGUGUUUUUGUUCUUCCUGCCCAACUGCAAGGGCUCACAUUUGCACUUAACCUGUUUUUGAAAAUGAGACAUCAUAAUUGAAAUAUCUUGAUCAAAGAUAAGACACCAGCGUGUCCAUCCGACUCAUUUGUAUGGAUUUUUUUUUAUUUUUAAAAAAAGCUCUUACUAAAACUUGUGGAAUGUGUAUGUUUCUCUGGUUUUGCUUCCAUUUUUACUACUUGUGGGGUUUUUUUUUUUUCCCUCCUCUCCAUCUGUCUUGUAAGCAUUUGAUCAACAUAUUCAGGGACAUUGACCUUGUUUGUAUGCUGCAGUUCAGCUUGCUGAAAGCUUUUCUGGCUCACACCCAUGUCAUGUCUUGGGGAGGAGGAUAGGGGGAUGUUCUGACUAUUACUUAAAUGUUUCAAGGUUAUGACUCUGUAACCUUUACAGGCCGCAUUUAUGCACACCACUACCACCAGGUUCUCCUGUGAGGACAUUCUGCUUGAAUCCCAAAAACAGUUUAGCGAUUGCAAUCAUAAAAUACUGGAGGUAGCUAAAAUCUUUUAAAAAGCUUUGAACACAUCAUAUAGCCACCAGGAGGCAGCAUUGAGUUGCAUUCAUCAGGAAAUUCAUCUUUUAAGAGGAUUGGUCAUCAUUUUCCUCCUCUUCUUGCUCCUUCCCGAGAGAGAUAUCAAUCUCCAUCAGAAUGUUUGUGUGUCUUUCGACAUGGCUUUUCUUGGGUUGUAGUUUGUAGUGGCAGCUGUGACGUCUGGUUUCUUUGCCCAAAUGCCAAUGUAGAUAAAAGUUCUGUUUUUCUUCUGCUUGAGAACAUUGGAUUUCCAGUUCCCAUGUUUUGCUUUUCCUUUGUAACAAUUUCUGGAUCUUAUGAAAGCCAUUGAGGAAUGUCAUUUGUAUACCACCUAAAAUGAAUGAAUAAAAAAAGGAAACAUGCAGAAAAAGAAAUGCUGCGAGUAACAUGCUUUGGUUAUCCCUGCAAUUCUAUGCUCAGCUGUGUGAUGUAAAACAGAUCAUUUAUGUUCAUAGAUGGCUAAUCAGGAAUGUUUAUUUCAGAGACUGUCACGGGUGGUUUUCUUUGUUGCUGUCGUCAUCAUCGUCAGGAUUAUAUUAAGCUUAAACCUUUUUAGUUUCUCUCAGGCUCUUGAUGAAUAAAUUGGUGGUUAGAAAACGAUGGAUUUUAGACUCCUCAGGAUGCUUCAUGGAUUUUUCAGACUGGAAAAGCAUCAUGUCAGCUGUAGGGUUUGACACUGUUGCUAUGUUAGAUUAUUCUAAUGAAGAGAGAUUAAGGAGUUAAAUAUGCAUUUCCUUCAAAGUGGAGCAUCACCAUAGAACAGCUGCCUAAAUUUAGAUUUACACAUGCACCUCUUUCAGUUUAGUGAAUGACUAAGUGGACAUUGGCAUGGACUAGAACAGGAGUCAGGUGGCUCCCCCCGAAAAUAAUUUUUUUUCCCCUCUCAAUGUACUCAGUCUUUUGCUGCCUCUUUCUAAUCAGUCCAGUAAGACUUGAUUGUAUUUCACCUCUCUGCUGCAAAAAAAAGUGCUCAUCCUCUGCGCCUCUACCUUUUUGGUUUCAUGGUUUGAUUGUAGGUCCAGUUCUUGUGUCCAAUCCUGAACUUCUGGAAUGUAAUCUCUUCAUGGACAUCCUCCUAUCACUACCGGUUAUACUGGGUUGCUUUUUGCCAGCCAGUAUGUGGUGUGUGGGUUUUUUUUUUGGGGGGGGGAGACUAGUCAAUCUUUAAAAAAAAAACAAAAAACUUACCCUUCAUAUGGAAGGCCUUGUUUUUGUUUUCAUUUCUUUCUCCCCAACUUUUUGGCAUUUGUUUUUUAAACCUUGGUCAUCUUACUUUUUUGUAUUUAUAUUAAAAAAAAAAACAAAAAACCUAUUGCUUUGUUAUGGUUGCAUCUGACUUGUAUGGGAGAUUUUUAUUUUUUUUCUCUUCUUCUUUCCCUUCCAUUUUUCUUUCCUCUUCAGACUGAAAGCCAAACAAACGCUGUGGUAAUAAAAUUUGUACGCCAUG